This is a messenger RNA of Danio aesculapii, 644 nucleotides long. RefSeq lists its product as uncharacterized. The transcript is spliced from 4 exons. The record is from RefSeq and is a predicted model, not a curated record. The coding region runs from base 242 to 622 and encodes 126 amino acids. NCBI's taxonomy places the organism in Eukaryota, Metazoa, Chordata, Actinopteri, Cypriniformes, Danionidae. Gene Ontology annotation, molecular function: cysteine-type endopeptidase inhibitor activity.
AAGCAUGCAACAGUCUGGUCAUGUGACCUGGCAGAUGAUGCAAACACACACACACACAUCUCUCCAGCUGCAAUAUAAGAGAAUAUGGAUGAUUUCUGUGCUCGACUAAGAAGGAAAACCUGCACGUUUUUUGAUGUGUCAGUGAAAUGAACUGAAGCGUGAGCGUCUGUCCGUCAGCAGGAUGCAGAAACACACACACAAAGACGCUCUUCACUGACGCUGAGAAUCACAACCGGCUAAGAUGGUUUGCAUUCUCACUGUGUUUGCAUGCAUUUCUUCAGCUCUUAUUGUCACCGGACACAUGGCACUGAAUGACAACCGUGAUGUCGUUAACGUGGCAAACUAUGUUAUGAACUUCCACAAUAGCAUGAGCAACUACACUUAUGCCUUUAAAGUGGUGAAAGUCUUAUCAGACGCAGCUCAGCUUUAUCCUCCUGCACGAGUGAAAUACACCUUACAGAUUGAGGCAGCACAGACGGUCUGCAAGAAUCAAGAGAAUGUCAAUAUCACACAAUGUGCUUUUCAGGAUAACGCUGAGACUAUGACCUGCUCUUUCAGUGUCAUCGCAGUGCCAGGAAAUAAUUAUAUCCCCAAACGUGUGCUGUCACAUCAGUGUGGCUGAAUGGACCUGCGGUUAAUAAUAC